AUGCAAUUGGGUUUGAUCAGUUCUUCCAAUUACAAUUUUGGAAUGAUCGCACGAAAUUACUACUACUGGCAACUCGAUUACUGGAAGCGGCGUGGGAUUCCGGGUCCACCAGGAAUGAUUUUUCUGGGAAACAUGUAUGAGCUGACAGACAGAUCUAAACCAGUCGGAUUGGUCUUGCGAGAGUGGACCAAAACUUACGGCAAAGUUUAUGGUAUCCAAGAAGGAUUACGACGGGUGAUUGUAAUCAGCGACGUUGAUAUGAUUCGCGAGCUGUUCAUAAAAAAGUUUGAUUAUUUCUACGGUAGAAAGAAUAACGUCAUUGGAGGUGAUGUGGAGAACGACUCUCGAGUUCAUGUCUUCGAAGCACAAGGUGUACGAUGGAAACGCCUCAGAGCGAUCUCUAGCCCUGCUUUUUCCUCGGGUUCCUUGAAAAAGGUGCUUUUGAGAAACCUUGAUUUCAGAUUUUAUAAAGAGUUCACAAUGGAUGUGAUUUGCCGCAUCGCAAUGGGUCAGCAAGGUUCUGAGAUGUUCAAGAACAAAAAGAAAGUGGCUACUAUUGACUCCGUGGGUGUAAUUCGUCAUGAAAAAAAAAUUUAUUUGCUAAUCAAAAUUGCUGCUCAGUGCUUCGUGUUUCUACUAGCAGGCUUCGACACUACAGCCACCUCACUAGCAUUCGUCACCUAUCUGUUGGCGAAGAAUCCUCGAGUUCAGCAGAUUCUACAAGAAGAGAUUGAUCAGCUUAGUGAUAGUGAGACAAUCAACUAUGAGACUCUCUCAAGUAUGAAGUAUCUCGACUCCGUCAUGAAGGAGUCCUUGCGUAUCUAUCCCCUAGCAAACAUAGCUAACUCACGUCGCUGUAUGAAAUCGACCACGCUCGGACCGAUCACGGUCGAAGAGGGUGAAUUCGUAAUGGUCGAUACCAUGUCUCUCCACUUUGAUCGCGAUCUUUGGGGAAACGACGCAGAGGAAUUCAGACCUGAAAGGUGGACUGAAUCGACGGAGAGGUCUUCAGCGGCAUUCCUAUCUUUUGGUCUCGGUCCCAGGCAGUGUAUAGGAAUGCGACUAGCUCAUAUGGAGGAAAAGCUUGUUCUCGUUCAUCUUCUGAGGCGGUAUGACAUCAUUGCAACAAAUGAUACCGAGGUGAUUCUACUUUUUGUCCUUUUAAGACCGAGACUCUGA
Molecule: messenger RNA, 1179 nt
Organism: Haemonchus placei
Lineage: Eukaryota; Metazoa; Nematoda; Chromadorea; Rhabditida; Trichostrongylidae
Source: the annotation of a GenBank genome assembly